Messenger RNA from Dunckerocampus dactyliophorus (ringed pipefish), 3080 nucleotides. RefSeq names its product ubiquitin-conjugating enzyme E2 variant 2-like. The record is from RefSeq and is a predicted model, not a curated record. The transcript has 4 exons. Gene Ontology annotation, cellular component: nucleus. Gene Ontology annotation, biological process: protein K63-linked ubiquitination; DNA damage tolerance. Bases 103 to 540 code for a protein of 145 amino acids. Lineage: Eukaryota; Metazoa; Chordata; Actinopteri; Syngnathiformes; Syngnathidae.
UCGACCCCUGUACUAAAAAAAAGCCUUUUUUUGUUGCGGCGGACGCGCGCGCUCCCCAGCGUCAACGUCGUACGUGCGCGUUUCCGAGAAGCUGUGACCAAGAUGGCGAGCGUUCCCGGAUCAACUGUAGUUCCCCGCAAUUUCCGGCUGCUGGAGGAACUGGAAGAAGGUCAGAAAGGAGUGGGAGAUGGAACAGUUAGUUGGGGCCUUACCAACGAUGAUGACAUGACUCUCACUCACUGGACCGCCACCAUUAUUGGACCCCCCAAGACGAUGUACGAAGGCAGAAUAUACACUCUGAAAAUCGAAUGUGGAUCCAAAUAUCCAGAUCAUGCGCCUCAAGUACGCUUUAUGACCAAGAUCAACAUGGUGGGAGUACAUACAUCAAAUGGUCUGGUGGACAUGAAGGCUGUGACUUGCUUGAGCAAGUGGAAGCACGUUAAUACCAUACGCAUGGUGCUGCAGGAGCUCAGACAACAUAUGAUGUUGAAAGAGAACGGCAAGCUUUCCCAGCCACCUGAAGGCCUAGUGUACAACUGAUGCACCUGCCUCCUACCCCCCUCCUCUUCAUCUACACGCACACACACAGACACACACACACACACACACACCUCAGAGCCCACAUACUCAACACUGGCUAAACCACUUUGGCUCCACAAGUGUCAUUUUAUCCAUCUGAAGCUUCCCAUUGGACAGUGAGAGGAAUGUACAGGCUACUUCCUCACCGAGAUCCCCAUUCUGGUCCUUGGAGCAGGUGUGACCUUCCAAUCCAAAACAUACUGUGCAUUUUUAGCCUCUUUGUGUUACACUUCAAGAUUGUAAAGUAACCAUGUGCAUAUUGAUUGUGUGGUGGAAGAGUAAAUCCUCCAAAAUCUGUCGGUACUGUGGUGAGGGUUUGAAAUCAAAUCUCUGACAGUGUAAUGGAUGUUCACGUUCAGACCAUUCCGAGGUUGUUGUUUUUUUUUUUUUAACAACUACACACCUUUACUGUAUGUCUGAACUCCAUUCCCAAAUAAUACAUCACGUGAUCUCAGAGGUUAUUUUAGUCUCCAUUGAGUUCCCCAGUUCCUGCAAUCCCAAAGAUGUGAAUGUGUCAGGUCCUCCUGACAAAAGGAGCAAGUCUGACACAUGGGGAGGAAAGCUUCGAGGGGGACAUUCAGCAAUGCAUACACAGUCGUCCCUUGUUUAGCGCGGUUAAUUGGUUCCGGACACGGCCGCGAUAAGUGAAUUACCGCCAAGUAGGAUUUAAUAUUGACAAAUUGAAUAUUUUCCUAGUUCCAGCAUAGAAAACCUAUUUGUGACUUUCUAGCCAUUAUUAGAGCCCUGUAGACAUGAAAUAACACCCCUAUUGUCACUGUUACAAUCCUAUUAUUAUUUGUUUACAGCACAUUGCUCAACUGCAAUACGCAGGCUACGGUAUCACUGCAGAGACACAAGAGACAGACGCUGCUUUAAACAUAGCAUGCUACCAAGCUAACUAGCUAGCCUCCAAUGUAUUUAUUCUAAACUUAAAGGAUUUCAAAUGGCAUGGGAAAGUUCUUUUCACUCUAUCAUGUCUAGGGUUGGGCAUUGAGUCUCGAGCAUCGACGGGAACCCAGACUAACAUUCCGAUUCUCCCAGGAUGGUUAAGAAGUUUUUAUUUUGAUUCUUUGUUCCGAUGCCAACUUCGCCGACCGGAAGAAAUAGCCACGAACACCAAUGAAGGGGAAGCCAGCCGGCGAGCACCAGCGAAGAAGCGGCUAAAAAGUUUGGCUUAGUUUCAUAAAAAAAAGUGCAGUUGGCUCAGUGCGGCAUUUGCAACACAAUGAUAUCAUGCAAAGGAGGAUGCACGGGCAACGUAAUUUAAUGUUCACACAUUCAUAGUGUAGAAAUGGUACCUCUUCCUUGAUGCGCGACAUCACGCUUCCUCUAAGCAGUCAGAAUCAGUGAAGUCAAACAAUAAAUGACGCCUGUCUCAUACCAUUGUAACCCAGGUUUUCCGGAUGCCAGCUGAUGUGGAAGUUUGGUGUAAAUAAAGGACGAGAGCUACGGCUAGGCAAGUUCAAUUACACAGUCCGUCUCUUCUUAGCAGUUAAUAGUCAAAGGACCUUCUCAACUCACACAAAACACUUCUGGCCUUCAAAAUAAGAGCUCUAUCCCAUUUACUUGUGUUAACAAAAUAAGUGUGUUGUAAAAAAUAGUUUACACCAACAUUGAGGCAGCAAAGAAACUGGUUGAAAAUAGUCCUGUAAGAAAUGAAUUGUAAAGUCGAUAAAAAGUUCAUAUCAUUUAACAAUUCAUUUAGAAGUUCAGUCAUUUCACCCAAAAAGAGCUCUGAUUAGUGCCCUCAUUUAAACCAUGCAAACUGUUAUGACCCUGCUGUUUAAAAGCAUCAGUAUUGAGAAUCGUUAGGAACAGGAAUUGGAAUCGGAACCAGAAUCGUUUAAUUCAAAUGAUGCCCAACCGUAAUCAUGUCGGACAUGCCAUGGCUGACUACAUGCAGUGUAAGGUAAUGCAAUGUAACGUCACGUCUCAGCAAUGUAACAUUAAUGAUGCCUAAUGACCAGAAUGCUACACAUAACUUGUCUUUCAAUAGUUUUUACUAGUAAUGGGCCAUAGUCAACCACAAACAGCGGUCAUUCAUUUAAUUUCCAAAAAAAAACACGAUAGAGUGAGGGAGCGAUGUAGCGAGGGACGACUGUAUCACGAAAAGCACUGCAGGGUCAUCAACGUAGGAAGAUGUGUACGCGUGUGGUUUGCUUCCUAGCGCUUUGUGAUGGAGGUAGAUUUGGAGAGGGUUGGGUGGAGACGUCACUCUGCAGAGAUCAAGUGUGUGUGCUGGGCACUUGUCUGGAUUGCCACUUUGCCAGGGCCCGUGCUGACUUCUUAUAUUUCUUUGCUGUUAUUUUGGGAGUUUCUUGUUUUGGUUUCUUAAAUUUCUGGGCUGACCUGCGUGUAUUCCCUGAAGUAGUUUCUCAUGUAGUGAGUGCCCACUGAGCAAUGUAUGGCUUUGGAUGUUUAUUUUAUAACAGGAGAAUUCAAUCAGGGUGAUGGGGACCUGUUGCAUGGUUUUGUUUGAAUUAAAUGUUAUUACUUUUGCA